Messenger RNA from Eublepharis macularius, 6709 nucleotides. It is a transcript of the gene AP4E1, whose product is annotated as adaptor related protein complex 4 subunit epsilon 1. The transcript has 21 exons. Gene Ontology annotation, biological process: intracellular protein transport; receptor-mediated endocytosis. The coding region runs from base 43 to 3513 and encodes 1156 amino acids. Gene Ontology annotation, cellular component: membrane coat; AP-4 adaptor complex. Gene Ontology annotation, molecular function: cargo adaptor activity. NCBI's taxonomy places the organism in Eukaryota, Metazoa, Chordata, Lepidosauria, Squamata, Eublepharidae. The record is from RefSeq and is a predicted model, not a curated record.
GCGGCGGCUGAGGGGAGCCGGAGCGUCGGUGGCGGCCCGGGCAUGAGCGACGUGGUGCAGCGGACGCUGAGCGCCCUUCCGGGCUUGUUGGGGCAGCACGACCCGGGGGGCGGCCUGGGCGGAGGAGGCGGCGCGGCCGGAGGCGGAGGGCCGGGCGGGGGCUCGGCCACCUCGCGGCUUGGCGGGCUCAUCCGGAGCAUCACCGCCCUCACCUCCAAGCAUGAGGAAGAAAAAUUAAUCCAACAGGAAUUAAGUAACUUGAAAACAACUGUUUCUGCCCCCACUACAACCCUGAGGCUGAUGAAGGAAUGCAUGGUGAGGCUUAUUUAUUGUGAGAUGCUAGGCUACGAGGCCUCAUUUGGAUACAUCCAUGCUAUCAAGUUAGCCCAGCAAGGAAACCUUUUUGAAAAAAGAGUCGGCUACUUGGCAGUUUCUUUAUUUCUCCAUGAGAACCAUGAACUAUUGCUUCUGCUUGUGAACACAGUAGUGAAGGAUUUGCAGAGCACUAACCUUAUGGAAGUGUGUAUGGCUCUUACUGUGGCAAGCCAAAUAUUUCCAAGGGAAAUGAUUCCUGCUGUCCUUCCGCUAGUGGAAGAUAAGCUGCAGCAUUCAAAGGAAAUAAUUAGAAGGAAAGCUGUUCAAGCACUGUACAAGUUCUACCUGAUCGCUCCCAACCAAGUCCAGCACAUCCAUGACAAAUUCCGAAAAGCACUUUGUGACAGGGAUGUGGGAGUCAUGGCUGCCUCGUUACACAUUUAUCUCCAGAUGAUGAAGGAGAACUCAUCUGGAUACAAAGACCUGACAAGCAGUUUUGUAACUAUUCUAAAACAGGUGGUGGGAGGAAAGCUCCCCAUAGACUUCAAUUAUCACAGCGUGCCAGCACCUUGGUUACAAAUCCAGCUUUUGAGAAUACUGGGGCUGCUUGGAAAAGAUGAUCCAAGAACCAGUGAAUUAAUGUAUGAUGUUUUGGAUGAGUCUUUAAGGAGAGCAGAGAUAAAUCACAACAUUACAUAUGCAAUCUUGUUUGAAUGCGUCCAGACAAUUUACACAAUUUACCCCAAGCCCGAUCUACUUGAGAAGGCUGCCAAAUGUAUUGGAAAGUUUGUCCUGUCUCCAAAAAUCAACUUGAAAUACUUAGGGUUAAAGGCCCUAACGUAUGUUGUCCAGCAGGAUCCCAUUCUUGCACUGCAGCACCAAAUGACCAUCAUCGAGUGCCUGGAUCAUCCUGACCCCAUUAUUAAAAGAGAGACUUUGGAACUUCUGUAUAGGAUUACCAAUGGGCAGAAUGUCACCAUCAUUGUACAGAAGAUGCUUCACUACUUGACUCAAAGCAAGGAAGAAUACACCAUCAUCAACCUAGUUGGCAAAAUAGCCGACUUAGCUGAAAAAUAUGCUCCUGACAAUGAAUGGUUCAUUCACACGAUGAAUGCGGUCUUUUCUGUAGGAGGGGAUAAAAUGCACCCAGACAUCCCAAACAGCUUCUUGAGACUCCUUGCUGAAGGAUUUGAAGAUGAAAAGGAAGAGAGCCAGCUGCGACUUCAUGCUGUCCAGUCUUACCUCAUGUUGCUAGAGGAUGAAAAGGCGGUUUACCCACAGAAAUUUCUUCAAGUGAUGAGUUGGGUGCUAGGGGAAUAUUCCUACCUUAUGAAAAAUGUUGAACCAGAAGUUGUCUUGGCAAGAUUGCAUAGGAUACUUAAGAGUAAUGCUACUGCUGAAACCAAAGCCUGGAUUGUGGCCGCAGCCACUAAAAUAGCCUCUCGUACCACAUCUUCUAAAACAGUUGAUAAACUGGUAACUGAAUUCAGUACCUCCUUGGACACCUGCAUGAGGCAAUAUGCCUUUGAGCUGGAACACUUAUGGGAAGACAGAGAAUCGAUGAAGAGAUUGUUUCCCGUGAAGGCUAGCUGUGAGGAUAUUGUGGUAGAUGCUUCCUUGUCUUUCUUAGAUGGGUUUGUAGCUGAAGGACUUGGCCGUGGCGCAGCGCCAUAUAAACCUCGUCACCAAAGACGGGAGGAGCAGCUGUCUCAGGAAAAAGCUCUGAAUUUUGAACCUUAUGGAUUAUCACUUUCCCAAAGCUCCUCAACAUCUGGCUUUCCUGGCAGACAGUCUCCAACUGGACUUUCUCUGGGUUCUGACACUUCUGGUAACAGUGCUGAGGUGGGGCAGAAGGAGUCCAACAGUCUGAAGCUUGAGGGUGUGAAGAAGCUAUGGGGAAAAGAGGGCUACCUCCCCAAGAAGGAAAGCCUGGUGGAAAAAGAAGAUAGUGUGAAAACCGUUGCAGAGAGCAAUACAUCUUCGGAGUGUACAGUUGGUAACUUUGUCUCACAGCCCAAGCAAGAGAUUCCCAGCCUCUCUGAGGAGGAGAAGGAAAAGCAGCAGCUCGCCUCGACGCUCUUUGUUGGCCUGGGAUCGCAGGGCAGCGUCAGCCUGAUGGGCAAAGGAAGCUCUACCGGCCAGAAGUUCAAAAGAAAACCUAAAACGAGUGAAGCCCAAAAUAGUGAGGAAGCAUUCAGCCUCCAAAGCACUGCUAGCCCGCCCCUCAGUCCUUUGCCUAAUGCAUUAUCUGGGAACAAACAGCCCUUCCAAAAUAAUGGACACCGAAGAUUAAGGAAAGCUUCACUGAGUUCCACUGAAGCUCCAGAAUCAAAAGUAGUGUUGGAUAGGUCUAAUUCUCUGCCAGAAGCUGGACUGAAUGAGAAGCUUUUGAGUCGCAGAUUCUCACCUUCGUCUUUGUUUGCGGACGGUAACAUGGACAUUUUUCAGCCUUCCCCAAACACACAGCAGCCUGUAGUAAAAAAACAGCUGUCUUUGACGCCUUACUUACCAGAAGACGUGGCCAAAUAUCCUCAUUCAGAAAUCUUAGAACUUUGUGGCAACGAAACCCUUGUGUUGCACUCGUGUAAAGUUUGGAAAGAAGACAGCUUCAUGCUUUACACAUUUCUUGCCAAUAAAAGUACCUCUACACUUAAAGUCGUAACAUUGGAAUUUGAACACUCCACGCGUUUUAAGAUCCUUGAAAGUCUUGGCUGCCAUUUUGCUGGAAUAGAAGCUCAAAGCAUAGAAAGCUCCCACAAGUGCAUAAUGAUGGAGGAGCUCUGCUCAGAGGGAGUGCUCACUGGCUCCCUCAGUUACCAUCUAGAACCAGAGAUGUGCCUCAGGUUUUCAGUAACUUUAGCACUGUUGGAUUUUAUCAGACCAAUGAAAAUGACCACUGAAGAAUUUGGAAAACUUUGGCUCUCCUUUUCUAAUGAUGUCAAACAAAACCUAAAAAUGACAUCCUCUCAGGGAUCUUUAUCGGUAGUUUUAAACACGUUGCAGCAAAAACUAAAGCUACAUGUUGUGGAUAUUAUAGGUAAUGAGGGAAUAGCAGCAUGCCGGCUGCUUCCAUCGGUCCCCUGUUUACUGCAUUGCCGUAUCCAUGCUGGGAUGUUGGCCCUGUGGUUCAGGUCACCUUGUCCUGCUCUUCCAGACUGUUUACUUUAUCAGUGUCAGAAGGUGAUGGGAGAAUCUUGAGGGUGUCUUAGUGCCUACCUUUGGGGCAGUGGUAGGAAGGAAGUUGCAAUUGUGCAGAGGCUUACCGAAACAUACCUGCAUCUGUUCCUGCUUAUAAAGAGUGCUGUUGCGUAAGCAUAGGCCCUGCGUACUCCUGGAGAUGUAUUCUUAGGUGCCUGCCAAAAAAAAAAGAGCUCAGGAUCUAUCAGUCACUGACAAGUGGCCAAAUAAAGUAUGGGUAAUUGUUUGAAUGAGACAUGUCUUGACUAAAAAUAUGUUUGUUCUGUUACGUACUUGACAAAGUCACACUGCUUCAUUCAUAGGAUCCUCUGCUAUUUAAAGAAAUACUUUAAAAGGCUUAUAUUAUUAGGCUGCUUCUUAAGCCUUGUUCACUUUACUUAUGAUUUUUUUUUUAAAUGGCAUCCGAAGCCACCAGUAUUGUUAAUGCAUGGGAAAUGUUGAUUCUGUAACAACCAGUUUCCUGAAUGCUAAAGUAUGGCAGCUUAAGUCAUCCGUCAGGGUGCCUCACAAAGGAUUCACUCUUAUAGGUAAUACGUGGGCGCAGUUUUGCUUUCUCUUUUAUAGCGUUGCAGUUUUUGAUUUGCAAAAAGCUAACUCUCCCCUCCCUCCAAUGGGCUCCAUGGAUGCCAAUCACCUUGAGACCUUUUUCGUUAUGUCCUUAAGAGAUCCUUCCAUGGUGGUUGCUGUUGUAGGAAAUAGGUCUGGGAAAAUGUGACAUAAGAAUUGAACUUCUGUAUGGAGAGCCAGUUUGGUGUAGUGGUUAAGAGCACGGGACUCUAAUCUGGAGAGCUGGGUUUGAUUCCCCACUCCUCCACGAAGCCAGCUGGGUGACCUUGGGCGAGUCACAGUUCUCUGGAGCUCUCUCAGCCCCACCCACCUCACAGGGUGAUUGUUGUGGGGUAAUAAUAACACUUUGUAAACCGCUCUGAGUGGGCAUUAAGUUGUCCUGAAGGGCGGUAUAUAAAUCGAAUGUUAUUAUUAUUAUUAUUAUUAUUAUUAUUAUUAUUAUUUUCAAAUACGUAGCUCAGGGAAAUGUUAACACCCUAAAAAUGCUUAUAGGUGCACCAGGGCCAAACCAGAUGAGGUGUUGGGAGAUUUGGGCCCGUACCUCCCAGUGCUUUUCCAGAUUGGAUUAUCAGGUCCUGGGCCCUGAUUUAGAUCAAGACUGCAACAUGAGGGCAGGGAGUGUGAAGCUCCCUCCCAUUCCAUUUCCUUGAUCUAAAACAACUCCAGGAAACAGCUAUCUGCCCUGUUGGGGUAAAUGUACGGUAUCUUUAUGUUUUCCCAACAGGACAAAAUAGCAGUUCCCUGGGACUGAUUCAGAGCAGGACAGUGGCACAGGGGGGAGAGGUAGCCGAAGCCACCCUCCAUUUCUGCUGUGAUCCCAGUCCAAAUCUGGGCCUCUGCCCCAGGGCUACUGGAUUUCUACAUGUGCCGAGAGCUCCAGACUCAGAAAGCUCAGCAUCUCAUCUGGUUUGCCUCUCGCUCAGCAGCACCCAGCUAGAUGCCAGAGUGUGCGACUUGUGCUGAACUAGCCUCAUCCGAGUCAAUUGCUAAUGCAACCAGUCUGGGGAGCUGAAACUUGAUUUAUGAUGCUUGAGUGUUGCCUGGUGGGUUUUGCACACAAUGCUCUAAAACAUUACUUUCACAAAUCUAUUUGAAAUCUGAUAGCUGUUCUAUGCAGUUCUCUAAAUUCUUGUCGUCACCAACUGUCUGCCUGUCAUUUUUCCCUUCCUGCAUCCAGCAUGCAUCUCUGCUUGGCAAAGUAUCCAAAUUGCCAAAACUGCAGUAUUUUGGGAUUCUUUUAUUUCCUAUCAGUUUUUAAAUUAUUUGCAGAAGCAUCCUCGAGUUUUGAUGUAGCAAAGUCAGCGUAAGGGGAUUAUUGCCUACCAUCUGCAUCCAGGAAACCUUAUUAAAGAGCUGAUGUUUUCUGUGAUGUGGUAAACCUCAAACUUGCUGUGUGGCAGACUAAACCACAAAGAAAUAUUUAUGGCAUAAAAAUAGUAGACAUAUCACCUUUUGGUGGUUUUAUCAUAUGGAAGAAGAGAGUCCAGUUGUGAUGGUGUGUGUGUGUAGGUAUUGUAUAAUGAAUUGUGUAUUAUGUAGAACCUGAACAAAGGUGGGGGGGGGGAAGCCUGGCUGAUUGGAAGGACUGCUGUAGGGAUUUGUGUAUGUGUGUGUGUUUUAUAUAUAGCAGCACAACGUGGUCCCACUGAAUGGUGGGUGUGAGGACGAAUCUUGCCUCUGCCUCAGAAGUGAGGUGGUAGAUGUCUUUUCCAUUCACUUCUAUGCGAGAAAGGAAAGCUGCAGGUUAGACAUUCUGGAGAGGACAUUGCAGGCAAAGAGCAUAAGGAAUAAUAAUAACUGCGUUUAUAUACCGCUGUUCUAGACAAAUUAGUGCCUCAUUCAGUGAACAAGUUAGUGCUGUUAUUAUCCCCACAAUACAGCUGGAGAGCUGGAGCUGAGAGGAAUGGGGUACCCAAGGCCACCUACUGAGCUCAUGGCAGGAGUGGGAUUCGAACCAGUAGAGUGCUGAUUCGCAGCUGAACCACUUCACCACUGUGCUACUACAGCACAGCACAGAAUGCAAUGUGGCCAGCUGCAGAAGCAAGCCAACCAUUUCGCCUCAAUUCCAGAGUUGUCCAAAUAGAGGGCUUGACUAAAAUGCACUGAAAUGUAAUGGUAUUGAAACCAUAGAUAUUAAUGUAUAGAAUCUGUAGUUGACGUUUUGUGUUUAUACAUCAUUGAUGUAAGGGGAACCCUGAGUAUGUUCUUUCCACUUACUGUUCGCACUGUAUCUCGGACUUUAAGGGUAGACCUGAGCAAAACCGAAUGGAUUGCAACAGUUGGGAAAGCUCCCGUUUCUGGCCUAUGCAGUUUUUCUACCAUUUCAGCCGCAUGAUAUUUCGCACUGAUGUUCCACAAUAGCUAUGCCUUUUGCACACUUACAGGAGCUGAGUUCCCUUUUUUACAUUUGGUUUGCAGUUUUUAUAUUCUGAUGUUUUAACUAUUUAUCUGUAAAUGUGCAGAAUUUUGGGAGAACAAUCACAAAACUUAUGUUUUAUAGAACAUAAACGGGGUUGCUUACUUGUACCUGUGGUACACACUGUCUUUAUUUUUAAAUUGUCUACGCAAAUGGUUUCUUUUUUGUUUUCUUUACUCUGUAACUUAAUGAAGUGCAGUGUAAUAAAAUAUC